ACCCCCAGAGUUGAUUGGUGAGCUGAUGAAAAAGGGCAUUCCCAUUGGAUGGCACAGCUGCUAAUCACACACUUAGCUCUUUCUAAGCUAUAUUUAGACUGCCUGGUCCACGGGUUUCUCCAUGGCAGUAGCUGAAGAGCUCUUGAAUUCCUGUUAAGAGGCCUGCGUAGAGUGUCAAGAUGACUUCCCAGGUGAGCCAGAACUUCCACCCUGACUGUGAGGCUGCUGUGAACCAGCUGAUCAAUUUGGAGCUCUCUACUAGCUAUGUGUACCUUUCUAUGGCCAGCCACUUUGACCGUGAUGAUGUCGCCUUAAGCCACAUGGCCCAGUUCUUCAGGGAGCAAUUGGAGGAAGAGAGGGAGCACGCUGAGAAGUUCCUGAGAUACCAGAACAACCGAGGAGGCCGCAUUAUACUGAAGGACAUCAAGAAGCCAGACCAGGACAGCUGGGGCAGCAGCUUGGAAGCCCUGCAGAGAGCCUUGCAGCUGGAGAAGGAGGUCAACCAAGCCCUGCUAGACCUCCACAAGCUGGCGACGGAGAAGGGCGACCCCCAUCUAUGUGACUUCCUGGAGUCGGAAUACCUGGAGGAGCAAGUGAAGACCAUCAAGAGGCUGGGAGACCAUAUCACCAACCUGAAGCGCCUGCAGGUGCCCCAGAACAACUUGGGGGAGUACCUGUUUGACAAGCUGACCUUGGGCGACAGCAGCGAGCUCUACCGGAGCAGGCGUCCCUGACUGUGCUUCUAGAGACAAAAGAAUAAAAUUGGCAUUAAAGGAAA
This is a messenger RNA of Heteronotia binoei (common prickly gecko), 778 nucleotides long. RefSeq names its product ferritin heavy chain A-like. Gene Ontology annotation, molecular function: ferrous iron binding; ferric iron binding. The transcript has 4 exons. Lineage: Eukaryota; Metazoa; Chordata; Lepidosauria; Squamata; Gekkonidae. Gene Ontology annotation, biological process: intracellular iron ion homeostasis; iron ion transport. Gene Ontology annotation, cellular component: cytoplasm. Bases 180 to 734 code for a protein of 184 amino acids. The record is from RefSeq and is a predicted model, not a curated record.